UGCAGAUGGAACUCACCCUUUUUGACAAGACCAUUCAUUGUUGUCGUACAAUCAUCUUCGUUGUAUCUAAUUUGAUAAGUCGCUUUUAGGAGACAAUGUAUCCGUUAAUGUUCACACUUACAGCCUAUUUACUAUGCAUUCCAGCUACAUUUGGAAAAACUGUGUCGGGUGUUUUCAAGAGCGAUGCAGCCAGAGAGCAGAAUGGACAGUACAUCACACAAUUCAUGUACAACGUGGGUAGGGGUCUGGUGGUGUGCAGGCUGGAGAAUGCUCCCCUGGCCACGGAGAAGGAGUCCAGACUGCUAUUCUUCCCGGAGACGGAGGACGGCUUCGACAUCGACAACCUCAGCUGCCACGACCGCCUCUCCAAGGCACAGCUCUCCAUCCGUCUGAGUGAGGAGGAGCACAACCAGAGCAUCCCCCACCUUCACUCCCCCACCGCCUGGAUGGCGCUGUAUGCAGACCGCUACACCUGUGGGGAGGGGGGCAUCAUCCCUGCCCAUGGGGACCUGACCUUCACCAUCCUGCUGUUCAACCCUGACUCAGCAGGCAACCCCCUGGAACACUUCAGCGCUGAGGAGGCAGGCCUGCAUAGUUUCUACUGUCUGCUGAUCCUGGCCUACUUUGUGGCAUCCUGUAUCUACAUUCAGCCUCUGUGGAUGGCCCUGAGAAAGGGUGGGCCCAUGCAAACGGUGCUGAAGGUGCUCUCCACAGCCUUGGCCCUACAGGGGAUCUCUGCCCUCUUCAACUACAUCCACCUGGCCAGGUAUGCCAGGGAUGGAGUGGGCAUUCCUAUCAUGGGCAGCUUGGCAGAGUUCUGUGACAUGGUAUCCCAGGUGUCCAUGCUGUACAUGCUGCUGAGUCUGUGUGUGGGCUGGACCCUGAGCAAGAACAGGAAGCCCCAGAGCAGACCUCUCCAGUGGGACUCCUCUCCCGCCUCCAAAGCCCUCGCUAUGGGAGGAGUCGCCACACAGGGGGCGCUACUGCUGUGGGAGCAGUAUGAGGAGACGGAGCACCACAGCUACCAUGCCCAGCGCAGCAUAGCGGGUCUGUUACUCAUAUCUCUACGUAUCAUCCUGGCCUUGUUGCUAGCCUCUGUGCUCUACACCAUCAUCAGCACAGAGAGGAGCGCCCUCAAGAGAGACUUCUAUCUCAGCUUCGCCAAGGGUUGUUUUAUCUGGUUCCUGUGCCACCCUGUGCUGGUCCUACUCUCUGUGGUCUUCAACGAGCAUCAGAGAGAAAAGGUUGUGACAAUCGGUGUGAUUCUAUGCCAGGCUAUCUCGGUGGUGAUCCUCUACCAGCUUUUCCUGUCCCGUAGCUUAUACUGGGAAGUAUCUUCUCUCUCCUCUGUCUCACUACCCCUCACCAUGUCCAGAGGGGGCCGGGGACGCUACUGACCCCGCGUGCAGGGGGAACACUUUCACUGCGACACAUGCCGAGGGCGAAGGGAUACACCGUGACACCUGCAGUUAAAGGGACAAUACUUCCACUCCUCUCCGCCCACUCACGGCGAAGGUGCCCCCACAGACGGGUGAGGAAAGAGAGAUGGGUGGGAUGAAGAGAAGUAGGAAGUUCACCCACAAAUAUAGAAGAGAAGAGGAAUGAUGGCCUGCUCAUGUAGCUGGAUAGCACACCUAUUUAAUAGCCUCCCAAACAGGAUGAGAAUGAGACCUGGGUUUUAAUAGCCUCCCAAACAGGAUGAGAGUGAGACCUGGGUUUUAAUAGCCUCCCAAACAGGAUGAGAGUGAGUCCUGGGUUUUAAUAGCCUCCCAAACAGGAUGAGAGUGAGACCUGGGUUUUAAUAGCCUCCCAAACAGGAUGAGAGUGAGUCCUGGGUUUUAAUAGCCUCCCAAACAGGAAGAGAGUGAGACCUGGGUUUUAAUAGCCUCCCAAACAGGAUGAGAGUGAGUCCUGGGUUUUAAUAGCCUCCCAAACAGGAAGAGAGUGAGUCCUGGGUUUAAGCGCACAUAAAGUAUGUAUGUAAAUGAGACUCAUUUGUUAGUAUACAACAGAUGUGGACACGGGUAACUGCCAAAAUAAUGGAAACGCAAGUAAAAGAGGGAUCCAAAGUAUAUUAAAAGCAGGUGCUUCCACACAGGUGUGGUUCCUGGGUUAAGCAAUUCACAUCCCAUCAUGCUUUGCUUAGGGUCACGUAUACAAAUGCUGUCUGCCAUGGCUGUGGCCCUACAGGAUUACAAUGCCCCCAUUCACAGGGCACGGGUGGUCACUGAAUGGUUUGAUGAGCAUGAAAAUGAUGUAAACCAUAUGGCCGUCUCAGUCACCAGAUCUCAACCGGGGACGGUGUUUUCCACCACCAUCAAAAAACAUCAAAUGAUGGAAUUUCUCGU
Messenger RNA from Oncorhynchus gorbuscha (pink salmon), 2348 nucleotides. Its product is annotated as integral membrane protein GPR180-like. The record is from RefSeq and is a predicted model, not a curated record. The coding region runs from base 96 to 1397 and encodes 433 amino acids. Lineage: Eukaryota; Metazoa; Chordata; Actinopteri; Salmoniformes; Salmonidae. The transcript has 9 exons. Gene Ontology annotation, biological process: G protein-coupled receptor signaling pathway; response to pheromone.